GAUCUGAUUAUAAAACGAUCACAGUCAAGGAAUUCACAAUGGAUUGGAAACAAAAAGAAGAGAAGAAACCACAACAGAUUAACAAUGAAAUUGUUGAUGACAUGAAUUACCAGUGUAAUUUCUUUGGUCUUCGUUUACCAUUCCUACAAAUGUUUGGGAACGCCGCUGGAUUUACGGCAAUAUAUAGCGUCAGCGCCUUGUUCACACAGACAUUGUCUUCAUACAUAAGCUCACAGAUCCCAACCCUUGAAAAACAAUUUGGACUAAGUAGCUACGAAAGUGGGAUAAUUAUGACAUUUAAUGACAUUGGUUUUCUUGCUUGUAUUCUACUUGUGUCAGCUAUACCACGAUUAGUGCAUAUUCCAAGAUGGCUCUUCGGAACAAUGUUUUUGUUUUCAGUUUCGGCACUUCUUUGCAGUUUGCCGCAUUUCUUAUUUCCAACUGAAGCCCCAAAUUUGGAUUCAGCUAUGUCGUCAAACAAUUUGACAGGAAGUUUAACUGGAUCCAAAUCGAACUUUAUACUUUGUUCAGAGAAACUUGAACUAAACAAUAGCUUACCAGGCAUGGAGAGAAAGAGCGGAAGUAGAAUGUUAAACUCUGUGGAUUCGUCAAUGAAGAACAUUUCUAUAGCAUUGAUUGGUUUAGGAAUGAUUUUGCAAGGUAUUGCCAAGGCACCGCGUGGGCCAUUCACAACAGUUUAUCUUGAUGAUGGAUGCGAUAAAAGAAAAACCGGAUUCUAUUUUGGAAUAAUUAUUGGUUGUUCUAUCUUUGGCCCAGCAUUGUCUUUUGGCAUAGGAGGUGUUUUUAGCAGGAUCUACGUUACUUUGGAAGAUGUAGAUAUGUCUCCUAAAGAUCCACGUUGGAUAGGUGCAUGGUGGUUAGGUUUUGUUGUGUUUGGAAUUAUGACUUUAGUGUCAGCAUUGCCUGUGUUGUGUUUACCAAGAUAUCUUGCAGACAAGAAAAGCAAAAACUACGAAGACAAAAUUAAACACACUGAAAAAUCAGAAGAUUCAAGUAUGACAAAAAGAGAAAAAUUCAAAGAAAGAGCUACGUCGUAUAUACGUGUUAUAAAAAGUCCAGUUUUCAUGUGCACAUUGUUAGCUUCUCUUUUUAACUUCUCUGCCAUUAUUGGAAAGAUAGUGUUUCUGUCUAAGUAUAUAGCAGCACAGUUUGGUGUUCCGUUGUGGCAGGCUAAUAUAACUGUAUCGGCUGCAAAUCUUAUAACAGUGUCCAUUGGAACAAUUCUGGGUGGUAUUAUAACAAGGAAAGUGGAAAUGACUCCACGUCGAUGUUUUCAAAUCAAUACAGUUCUAUUUCUAGUACCAUUUCUUUUCUUUAUAAGUGAAUUAUUUCUCGGAUGCAAGCAGCCAGAAAUCUUUGGAUUUAAUAGUCACGUGGCCAAAGCUGAAAAUAUAUCCAGCGUUUGUAACUGUAAUCCUCAAGAAUAUUUUCCGGUUUGUGGUUCAAACGAUGUCACCUAUUACUCCCCAUGUUAUGCUGGGUGUUCAGAUACAGUUCGCAAUGGACGGUUAUUCGUGAAUUGUACACAGAUCACAAGCGGCCAGGCAACUGCUGGAUUAUGUCCCUUUGAUUGUAACACAUUUUAUCCAUUCAUUAUUGUUAACGUCAUUGGAUCUUUUAUUGGGGCAUUGAGUAUUAUGCCUAUGGUGAUAGCAAAGAUGAGGAGUGUAGAAGAUCGUGAUAAAGCUACAGGAAUGGGUUUACAAUCAACAGUGGUGUCUCUUCUGGCUGCGAUACCAAUUCCAAUCAUUUUUGGUAAAAUUAUUGAUACAACUUGUCUGAUAUGGAGUUCCGGAAGCAACAAGAAAGGCGCUUGCGCGUUAUACAACAUUGAGGAUUUGAGGUUCCGGAUGGUUGGGACUGCAAUCUUAUACAAAUUUGUGGCACUUGGUUUUACAUUAUUAGCUUUAAAGUUAGUAUGGAACAUAAAUGAUUGGGGAGAUUUAUGGAAAGGAAAAUCGAGAAGGAAAAAUGAAGAUGAGGUCAAGCUUGUUGUUUCAACUAAUGGCCAAGAUGCAAAAAAAAGACGACAAAACGAGGGAAAAUAA
Molecule: messenger RNA, 2069 nt
Organism: Mytilus trossulus (common blue mussel)
Lineage: Eukaryota; Metazoa; Mollusca; Bivalvia; Mytilida; Mytilidae
Product: solute carrier organic anion transporter family member 2A1-like
Exons: 10
Coding region: 39-2069 (676 amino acids)
Biological process (GO): sodium-independent organic anion transport; transmembrane transport
Cellular component (GO): plasma membrane
Molecular function (GO): protein binding
Source: RefSeq, a predicted model, not a curated record